Tachyglossus aculeatus (Australian echidna) is the source of this 2292-nucleotide messenger RNA. RefSeq names its product dystrobrevin beta (gene DTNB). Gene Ontology annotation, cellular component: synapse; plasma membrane. Gene Ontology annotation, molecular function: zinc ion binding. The record is from RefSeq and is a predicted model, not a curated record. Lineage: Eukaryota; Metazoa; Chordata; Mammalia; Monotremata; Tachyglossidae. Gene Ontology annotation, biological process: synaptic signaling. The transcript is spliced from 20 exons. The coding region runs from base 251 to 1957 and encodes 568 amino acids.
UGAUUGAGGAGAGUGGGAAGAGGCGGAGGACCAUGGCAGAGAAGAGGCAGCUAUUCAUGGAAAUGCCCUGGGACUCCGCGUAUAUGCUCAGAGUCAUAGGCUCUGUCACUGCGCAGCCUCUCAUUUGAGGUGGAUCAGAAGGUGAGGAGCCCAGAAUUUUGAUGUUAUCCGAUUAUCAACCUACCGGACAGCUUGCAAACUACGAUUUGUGCAAAAGAGGUGCAAUUUACACCUUGUUGAUAUAUGGAAUAUGAUUGAAGCCUUCCGAGAUAAUGGCCUUAAUGCUUUGGACCACAGCACCGAAAUCAAUGUGUCCCGUCUGGAAACCAUCAUUUCAUCCAUCUACUAUCAACUGAACAAACGCCUUCCUUCCACUCACCAGAUCAGUGUGGAGCAAUCCAUCAGCCUUCUUCUCAACUUUAUGAUUGCUGCAUAUGACAGUGAGGGCCGAGGAAAGUUGACGGUAUUUUCAGUUAAAGCUAUGUUAGCAACCAUGUGUGGUGGAAAAAUGUUGGACAAAUUGCGAUAUAUUUUCUCCCAAAUGUCAGACUCCAGUGGCUUAAUGGUAUUUACCAAAUUUGACCAGUUUCUAAGGGAAGUUUUGAAGCUCCCAACAGCUGUGUUUGAAGGUCCUUCUUUUGGAUACACAGAGCACUCGGUCCGCACAUGUUUUCCACAGCAGAAAAAGAUCAUGCUAAAUAUGUUUUUAGACACACUGAUGGCUGAUCCACCUCCCCAGUGCCUUGUCUGGCUACCUCUCAUGCACAGACUUGCUCAUGUUGAAAAUGUCUUCCAUCCCGUGGAAUGUUCAUAUUGCCGAUGCGAGAGCAUGAUGGGUUUCCGGUAUCGAUGCCAGCAGUGCCACAACUACCAGCUCUGCCAAAACUGCUUUUGGCGCGGCCAUGCCAGCGGCCCUCACAGCAAUCAACAUCAGAUGAAGGAGCAUUCUUCUUGGAAAUCACCUGCCAAGAAGCUGAGCCACGCAAUUAGUAAAUCUCUGGGCUGCGUACCCAGCAGAGAACCUCCACAUCCUGUUUUCCCUGAGCAGCCGGAGAAGCCUCUCGAUCUUGCGCAUAUAGUCCCUCCCAGGCCGCUGACCAAUAUGAAUGACACCCUGGUUAGCCGCAUAUCCUCUGGAGUGCCCACUCCCACCAAAAGGUUACAAUACAGCCAGGAUGUGUCCAAUCACUUGCCUGAUGAACAUGCAUUGAUAGCCUCCUAUGUGACCCGUCUGCAGAAUGGUACACGGUUAGUGAUAAGUGUCCUGGACAGCCCCAGCCGACUGGAUGAGGAGCACCGCCUGAUUGCUCGCUACGCUGCCCGCUUGGCUGCAGAGGCAGGAAAUACUCAACCCCGUCCCCCCGCUGACCUAGGCUUCAGCUUUGAUGCGAACAAGCAGCAGAGGCAACUGAUUGCAGAACUGGAAAACAAAAACAGAGAGAUCCUGCAAGAGAUCCAACGCCUCCGUCUGGAGCAUGAACAGGCUUCACAGCCAACUCCUGAGAAGGCCCAGCAGAACCCCACACUGCUGGCAGAGCUCCGGCUGCUGAGGCAGAGGAAAGAUGAGCUGGAGCAAAGAAUGUCUGCAUUGCAAGAAAGCAGGCGAGAGCUGAUGGUGCAGCUAGAAGGGCUAAUGAAAUUGCUGAAGGCCCAAGCUGCAGGAUCCCCACAAACAUCUCCAACUCACGGGGGGAGCCGGCCAAUGCCCAUGCCAGUCCGCUCUACAUCCGCCGGCUCUACCCCUACCCACGGCCCUCAGGACUCCCUGGCUGGAGUUGGAGGAGAGGUGCAAGAGGCCUUUGCACAAGGUACGAGGAGGAACCUUCGCAAUGACCUGCUGGUGGCUGCUGACUCCAUCACCAAUACCAUGUCAUCCUUAGUGAAGGAGCUUCAUUCAGCAGAGGAAGGUGCCGAGGAAGAGGAGGAGAAGAUGCAGAAUGGGAAAGAUAGAGGUUAAAUGGAAGAAUCUGAACAGAGAGAUAGUGCAAGCACAGAGGGCACUGCAGUGAGUUGGCAUUGGCAGGACGUCUCCACACCCUUCCCCAGAGGCUCUUUUCCACACAUCUCUCCACGACUGCACGCCAGGACCGGGCCUGCAGGCUGCCCGCUACCACUGGGAAGAGGGAGCCGCACUGGAGGGGAGGGGGGUGGCCAGAGAGCCCCAGCCGGUGGGCCUUCCUCUCAGAUUCCUGCAUGUACUAACACCAUCGCCUCUCUCCCCCCGAGGCACAGUCUCAUCUCAGUUGCAACUAGGAAUUUCCUGGGAGGUUUAAAAAAAAAAAAACCCUAAAA